ACACGCAGGCGCACUGGUAACCGGGGCCUGGAACAGCCACCCCGACAGGCUCUGAGAAUCCGGCUAGUCAGGCUUUUCCUAGGUAUGGGCAGGGCGGCCCUCCACCCACUGACUCUUUCAAGAUGGUGGUGGCGAAGUCAGAGGCCAGUAGGGAUGCCACUGCCUACUUCCGUUCCUCGAGACUUUUGCCCGCGCUGAUCACAGUCGUGGGGCUGGGAUACCUCACGUGGGUUGUCUUCUGGCCUCAGAGUAUCCCUUAUCAGAGCCUAGGGCCACUGGGCUCCUUCACUCAGUACUUGGCGGGCCACCAUCACACCCUCCUGCGCAACGGAUACUGGCUUGCCUGGCUGAUUCACGCUGGAGAGUCCUUGUAUGCCAUGGUGUUGUGCAAGUACAAGGGAAUCACAGACCCCCGGGCCCGGCUGCUCUGGUUCCUGCAGACUUUCCUCUUCGGGGUGGCAUCUCUCUCCAUCUUGAUUGCCUACAGACCCAAGCGCCAAAAACGCACUUAGAGGAGCUGGCCCUUCAAACCUGGUUAAACCCUCCAGCUGUUCCUGUUCCCCUGCCGUUCUCUGGUUGAGCUUGACUAGACCAGUGUUACUUAAGAGAGAAAUAAGAAACAGGUGUGGCUCCCCAUUUCUGCAGGGCCACCCGCUAGGCAGCAGCUUCGGCCACCUUGGAGCCCACGGCUUUCCUGGGCUCCGCUGUCACCUACGCAUCAGAUUUGCUUGUUGGGGUAUAUUGCUCCCCGACCCUCACAACCACCAUUCGGCUCUGCUUCCCCAAAUGUUUUUCCCUUUUUCUGGACCAAGCAACACCUGCGUGAUGCGUCAGUUGCAUGUCCCUUUGUUAGGAACCUCUGAGGCAGGGUUCUCAUCUGCUCAGACUGCAGAGAAAGCCAGGGAAGAAGGUGCCUGGCACGGGGCCGGUACAUGGGGACCCAGGAGUGGACGCUACCAGCCGGAAGUAAUCCGUCCCUGCCCGUGGCCCCUGGGGCAGAGCACUGGGUAUGGCAGCGUCUGGUGGCCACAGCUAGACUGUUCCAGUACUGUAGGGCCACACAGUAGACCCUGUGACAUUUUCCCAGAGGUGUCCCGUCCCCACAGCACACUGGCACUGAGCGCUUUCCGUGUCCCUCAACAAAGGAAGGACGCUGAUCAUCUCACUUUCCACUUCCCUGCCAUUCCAGUUUUAUGCGAAACUGCAAAGCCGCUCAGCGUCCCUUCAUCCCAUCGAAAAGGCACCAGCCUGCCCUGGAUGGGUGGGGCCCGUUCUAGGCUCCUCUGAGGGAAACCUGGGUCUUCUUCCUGCUUUCCUGCUCUCUGUCACUCUCUCCUUCCUGCACCGGAUUCCUUAGUCACACACCAUCCCGUUCUAGAGAUCUGAUCACGUGUGUUACCCGCUUGUUCCCGCUCCCCCAUCUGCCCAUAGGGGAGGGAGGGCCACUGUCCCUCUCCUGCCCUGGCAGAAUGAGGAGUGACUCUGUCCCUCCCCAGGCCCUUGUCUCGGGACUCCUCAUCUCCCUUCCAUGGUACAAUGAGGCAGCAAACAUGUAUGAGAAACAGCUCACCCCACAAACAGCCCCACAGUGCAAGUGCCACCUGGAAGGUUAUGGACCAUGGAUCAUUUUUUGCUGAGAUCAGUUUUGGGCCUGGUGUGGUGGCGCACACUGGUGAUCCCAGCACUCAGGAGACUGAGGCACGAGGAUCGCUGUGAGUUUGAGG
This is a messenger RNA of Chinchilla lanigera (long-tailed chinchilla), 1724 nucleotides long. It is a transcript of the gene Tmem254, whose product is annotated as transmembrane protein 254. NCBI's taxonomy places the organism in Eukaryota, Metazoa, Chordata, Mammalia, Rodentia, Chinchillidae. The transcript is spliced from 4 exons. The coding region runs from base 123 to 512 and encodes 129 amino acids. The record is from RefSeq and is a predicted model, not a curated record.